This is a messenger RNA of Aureobasidium musti, 942 nucleotides long. NCBI's taxonomy places the organism in Eukaryota, Fungi, Ascomycota, Dothideomycetes, Dothideales, Saccotheciaceae. The record is from the annotation of a GenBank genome assembly.
AUGUCAUCGGCACCGCAGAACCCUCUAAAGAGACCAAGAGCCAGAUCCACAGUGAAGCGUACACAUCAACUCAGCCACAUCCAGCAACUGCCGCCAGCGACAGAGCCCGCGCCGCAAGAUGAGGCUUUCGUCCAGGCCCAGCUGCUGCGCUCCAUCUGCACCGCCCUGACCAUUGUCGGCUAUGACAGUGUCAAGCCUUCCGCGCUGGAGAUGUUCCGCGCAGAGAACACGCGCAAAUGGCUGAUGCGACGCAAACCAGACAUGAUGAACUUCCUUACCACAGUCAAAGACUCGAUGAGAGCUUCGCGGCGGUCGACCGCUCUACCACAAGAUUUCAUCUUUGCCCUAGCAGAAGUCGGCCUGGAAUCACACCAACUGGAACCCCACCUUGAUUUGCGCCUACCAGACGACAUUGCCAAUCCUACCAUACUCCCUCCACGACCAGACGAAGCCCCUCCGCCCGAUCUGGCCCCCAUGCUUGGACAAGAGCUGGUUACACCUGCCGCACAGCAAUACGGAUACAUACCCUCACAUUUCCCUCCGCUACCGAGUCGUCACGCAUGGCAAAGUACCGCCCUCUUCACACAACGAGAACAAGACCCUCGACGUAUCCGUGAGCGCGCGACAGACGAAGGUGUCCAAGCCGAACAUGCUCUGCGCAAACUUACUACUGCCGACAAGGCUCGUUCACGCCAGCCCGUUGUCGAUAAGGCCAAGGAUAUGCUAUGGCAGGAAACAAUCUCGGACUUGCAGGACGAUGGCGACGAUCUUCUUCCCAUAACACAGGACGCAGAUGGAGACAUCAAGCUAGACGGAUUCUCGAAUGAUCACGGAAGUGACAAGACCGCCAGUAUGGCUGAUCUGAUACGCAGGGGUGGUGGAUUAAUGGUAAACCACGACCGCAAUCACUGGCGAAGAGGAAGAGGUGCUGUGCAUGUUUGA